Messenger RNA from Paralichthys olivaceus (Japanese flounder), 4664 nucleotides. It is a transcript of the gene hck, whose product is annotated as HCK proto-oncogene, Src family tyrosine kinase. Gene Ontology annotation, molecular function: non-membrane spanning protein tyrosine kinase activity; signaling receptor binding; ATP binding. Gene Ontology annotation, biological process: cell surface receptor protein tyrosine kinase signaling pathway; protein phosphorylation; innate immune response. The record is from RefSeq and is a predicted model, not a curated record. Gene Ontology annotation, cellular component: extrinsic component of cytoplasmic side of plasma membrane. NCBI's taxonomy places the organism in Eukaryota, Metazoa, Chordata, Actinopteri, Pleuronectiformes, Paralichthyidae.
UGCACUGCGCUCUGCUGCCCCGUCCACAUCUCCAGGCUCAACCCGGAGGAAACAGGAGCGGCUGUGAGGGGGAUGGGAGCUUCGUAAAAUAAGAGAAAUGAGGAAUAUUCCCGCCGGAGUCAUCCGAACUUAGAAGAUCACACACCAGUACCAGAAGAGUCGAAGUGAUUGGUUGAAGAGCGGCACCAUGGGCUGUGUGGGCUCAAAGAAGGAGCAGGAGCCUCAAAGCAAAGAGACGGGUAACGAUGAGCUGCAGAACCGCGCACAGACAGCCCAUUAUGUCAAAGACCCCACCACAGGAAACCCAAGCAAAACUAGCAAAACGCAACCCAAUUCAUCUGCAGGGGAAAGUAUUGCCAUGGCACUGUAUGACUAUGAGGCCAUUCACGAUGGAGACCUCGGCUUCAGGAAGGGAGACAAGCUCAGGAUCUUGGAGGAGAUGGGGGAGUGGUGGAGAGCCAUGUUAAUAAGUACAGGUCAGGAAGGCUACAUCCCCAGUAAUUAUGUAGCCAAAGAUACUCUGGAGGUAGAGGAGUGGUUCUUUAAGGGCGUGAGCAGGAAAGAUGCUGAGAGGCAGCUGCUGGCUCCAGGGAACAAAACAGGAUCCUUCAUGAUCCGAGACAGUGAGACGUCCAAGGGCAGCUACUCUCUGUCUAUCAGGGACAGCUGUACUGCUGACACAGUCAAACAUUAUAAGAUCCGAACACUGGACAACGGAGGAUUCUACAUCUCUCCUCGCAUCACCUUCAGCACGCUGCAGGAGCUGGUCAAACAUUACAAGAAGCAGGGAGAUGGCCUCUGCCAAACCCUGACCAAUCCGUGCCUGAGCCCCAAACCUGAGAAGCCAUGGGAGAAAGAUGCCUGGGAAAUCCCAAGAUCAUCUCUCAAACUGGAAAAGAAGCUUGGUGCCGGCCAGUUUGGAGAGGUCUGGAUGGCUACAUACAAUAAGCAUACCAAGGUAGCAGUGAAGACCAUGAAACCUGGCAGCAUGUCGGUUGAAGCCUUCAUGAUGGAAGCCAACCUCAUGAAGACGCUUCAGCACGAUAAACUGGUCCGACUCAAUGCUGUGGUCAGCAAGGAGGAGCCUAUCUAUAUCAUCACUGAAUACAUGGAGAAAGGUAGUUUACUGGACUUCUUAAAGAGUGAUGAAGGAAACCGUGUCCAGCUCCCAAAGCUCAUCGACUUCUCUGCCCAGACUGCAGAGGGCAUGGCCUACAUUGAGCAGAGGAACUACAUCCACAGAGACCUGAGAGCUGCCAACAUCCUAGUCAACAAGGCUUUGGUUUGCAAAAUUGCUGACUUUGGCCUUGCUCGAAUUAUUGAAGACAACGAGUACACAGCCAGGGAAGGAGCCAAAUUCCCUAUCAAAUGGACAGCCCCGGAGGCCAUCAACUACGGCUCUUUCACCAUCAAAUCUGAUGUCUGGUCCUUUGGCGUCUUGCUGACGGAGAUUAUCAGCUAUGGGCGCACUCCAUACCCAGGGAUGACCAACCCGGAGGUGAUCCGUUUCCUGGAGAAGAGCAACAGAAUGCAGCGCUUGGAAAGCUGUCCCACCGAACUCUAUGAAAUCAUGCUGGAGUGUUGGAAGAACAAGCCUGAGGAACGUCCCACCUUUGAUUACCUGCAGAGCGUUCUGGAGGAUUUCUACACAGCCACAGAGAGCCAGUACCAGCAGCAGCCAUGAGACUGAACAUCCGCAGACUAGCUUUCUCUUACAGUAUUCUUCCAGUCAUACUUAGCAGUAGUUUCAUACAGCAGUGCAAUUUAGAGAGUCCUUUAAACUGCACUGAGGCCAUCUUUUUUUCUCCUUCUUAUUCACAUGAUAUACAAGGGACUGUACAAAACUUAUUGGGGAGUGUUGUAACGUCUAUUUUAUCUAUCUUAUCUAUUUUAUCUAGCAAGAAGUAUCUCUAUCUUAUAAAACUAGGCCCUAACUAGUAUUUUUAAUAUUUUAUUGGGCCACUCUCCUAUUAAACAAAUUAUAGCAUUAGAAAGUUAUAUAAUCACAAUGGAAAGCUUAAAACAAUAAAAAUACAGAUACAAAAUACAGAAAAAAUACUGUCUAAUUGUUUUUACUGUUAAUAUUAUAACACCGCAAGACUACAUUCUGUAUAGGUUUGGUCAGAGGCUAAUAUGCAAUAUCAGCUGUACUGGAUAUUCAUCUUAAAAUACUGACCAUUAAUCAUUUGUAAAUCAGUAGAUCAGUACAUCAGGUGUACAUUCAGAUACUUAUUUCUUUGUUACAUCUGCAGUCUUUAAUAUGAAAAGUGACCCACAACAAAAAGCUUCAUAUAACUUUGUUUUUACUCUGCUCAUUUUUCUACUACAUAUUGCCCAAAUAAUGUGGAACACUGUAUUGCAAGAUAAAGCUGCACAUGAUUAUUCACCUGACAGCACUUAUCUGAUAUCUGGAGCAGCGGUUCUCUACAGAUUCAGCCUCAGGACCCACAUUUUCCUGUUAUUAAGCUGCCACCAAAAUGUUUGAAUCACUCAAAUUUAUUUCACUCAAAAAAUUGGGCAGUGAUACAAAAUGCACUCAUGCACAGUUAAAAACAUGAAAUAAAGGCUAAAAGUGCAGAGUUAUAGACAUACUGUAUAUGCUUUUUAACUAAAUCUUUGUUAUGAGGGGGUAUGGACUGUAGGUAUUUCUAGUUGGAGAAUCAUGACAGGAAUAGGAACUCAGACAAAGAACCCGGAACACUUCUCACAUCUUUAUUUGCAUACUUUGUGACCAUGUUCCCCUCCAUCACUUUCCUCACACAUACAGAUCACACACACACUCUUGCUGCAGCACUCAUAUCCUGUGUUAACUGUACCAUUACGUCAUACCAGAUGUUCAGCGAAUUAACACUUACCAAAACAGCACACUCUUCUUACAGUGACCAGGCAGAGGGUUUUCAACUCUUCUGGACAAUAAGUGUAUCAGUGAAAAUAGCAAAUAUGCUUGGAAAAGCCCUGUCUCUGCACAACAAGACCAGAAAUCCAGGGAUACAGUAGUUGUAACAUUUCCAAGGGAAAGCUGAAAUAAAAGGGACUUUGGGGUUAAGAGAUUUCCACAAUAUCUACCUAGUAAUUCCACAAACCUCGUGUCUUAAACUGUUCAUCUAAUCGAGUUCACACUUGUCACACUUAAAAAAGGUUUUCUUCUAUGACUUCAGAUAAACUACAGUAGUGGUCAGUAAAUGGAUCAUUCUACGGUUCAAAAUCGCAGCCAGAUCAUUUUGAUAAUAUGAUUAUUUUCAUUUUACUAUUUUUUUGUUUUGUUUUAAGUUUGUGAACUUGGGUCUGAAGAUUGUGUGAAUGUUUAAUAGACCUCUGACAUAGCCAGCAUGCAGUGUAUGAAAAAAUACCAGCAGUUAAGUCAAUCAUUCAAACUUAUGUAUAAGCAACACACGUGAAUAGUAAUAAAGCUAAUUCUGAUUCAUUUUAUGAAAAACACAACACAGAACACAUACCUUUCUAACUGACUGAUUAUAAAAAGCAAAGUUUAUUGUAGAACUGUUUGAGGAGGACUCACUAAUGAGAAGCAAUAAUUCUGAAGUAGCUCCAGAGCUUUAAAACAGAAGAUUACUGCACUAGUUUUCAAAUUCUGAAGACUCCUUUUCCACCCUCACUCGCUAUAUAAUUUUUGUACAGUCCCUAACAUUGCAAAACCAACUGUCUAACAUUUUACGUCUGUGUAGAAGACCAGACUAUCCAGUACAUGCUGUAAAAGCAUAACUAUUGCAUUAUGUGUAAUAUAUAAUAUUAUUUAACGUAGAACACAAAUCUGGUGAAAGACUGGAUUUAUCUGUUGUGCUCCAACACACAUUUUGCAUCCACAAGGUACAACCACAACACAGAUAUUCACAGUGAAUUAUGUAAUAAUCAUGUAAGCAAAGCUGUUAAAUGAACAGUGUUUGACAAAGUCAAAGAAAAGUAGAUACUGUGACCUGUGGACUUCACAAAAUGCAAAAUAUGGCUGAGCAUUUUGAAAUCCUUAAUUUAGUUUCCAUUGAUAUUUUUCCAUUAUGCUGUAGCUUGAUUUCACAUUACUCAUUGAUUGUGCCUUUUGCUGAUUUUUAAAAAAUAUAUUUUUUAAAAACGGAAAGUUAGCAAUAUAUUUUAUAUGCUCUCUCUUUAAUGAUUAUAAAGAAUUACCAUUAUUUAGGAACUGGGUAUUAGAAGCCAUAUUAACUUAUAAUACUUGAUUGAUGAUUCUUCUCUCCUGUUAUAAAGUUAGUGUUGUGCAUACAUACAUGCCUUCCUUUUCUGUUUUGGAAAAAUAAUGAAUGUGGAAAUAACAGACUAAUGUGCUGUACAUCAAUGUAUCUUGAAUGUAAUGAACUUUUCAAAUGUAAAUGCUCUGUUGUUUUCCUUUUAGAAAGCUUGUGAUUUUUCUAAACUGUUGUAAAUAGUAUUGGUUAAGAUUUGUAGCACAAUCCCUCAGUGCUGGCAUGAUAAUAUUUUGGACAUAUGGAGAACAUUUUAUUAAACACAGAGCAAAUUAUGUUAUAUUAAUUAUGUUAGUGUUGCUGUGACACACAUAAGAGUUGAUACCUGACAAUAUUGAUUGAAAUCCCAGCUCUAUACAUAAUGUACUGUAAGGUCAAGAAUAUUUUUGUGUUUUUCUUUAUCAAUAGAAAACCCUUUGUUUAGUUUGUAAGACGCUUGGUUCAAUUUGA